AUGGCAACGGAUCCAAUGAACGAACCGAUUCUCGUAACCGGCAGCUACGACCACACGAUCCGCGUGUGGCAACCAUUCUCAGCCCUCUGCCUUCGCAACAUGCAGCACGUCGACUCGCAAGUAAACUCGCUGGACAUCGCCUCGAAGCGGAAUUUGCUGGCCGCCAGCGGAUACCAGCACAUUCGGCUGUACGACCUCAAUUCCAACUACCCGAUCAUGGACUACGACGCGGUGAAGAAGAACAUUACGCGUGUCGGCUUCCCGGAGGAUGGUAAGUGGAUAUUCACCGGUGGGGAGGACGGCAAGGUGCGCAUCUGGGACAUGAACUCGCAGACGCUGAUCUGCCAGCGGAUCUUCGACUGCCAGAAUCCGGUGAACGCGGUUUGUCUGUUACCGAAUCAAUUUGAACUGCUAAUGGCGCACCAGGGUGGGGGCAUCUACUUAUGGGACGUAAAGUCGGACCAGCACGAUCACCUGCUGCCGGAAGUCGAAUGCUCGAUUCUGGAUGUCGCGGUCAGCCCAAACGGGGCGUAUAUGGCCGCAAUCAACAACAAGGGUAACUGCUUCAUCUGGACGCUCUCGAGCUGGAGCGGCCCACCUGGACCAGAGAGACAGCUGACCCGAUCCGAGGCGAAACUUAAGAUACCGGCGCAUGAGAAGUGCGCGUUACGGUGCAAGUUCAGCCCGGAUUCGAGCCUGCUGGUGACCUGCUCGGGUGAUAGUACAGCUCGGGUUUACCGCACCGACAACUGGACACUGUUCGCCGAGCUGCGCAUCGACCGGUACUGGAUGUGGGACGUCGCGUUUAAUAACGACUCCAAGUACCUUUUCACCGCCUCCUCAGACAAUAUGGCGCGGUUGUGGCGCAUCGACACCAAAACCGUGGAACGGGAGUACGCUGGCCACCUGAAGCCGGUCACCGCGCUUGCCUUUCGGGACGAGCCGGUGAGGAGUACCACCGAUACCACCGGCACUGGGCUAUCCUCGACUCACUGAGCACUCUUUCCCGGUGCAUCUUUUGUUAAUUGUAAAUGGAUUACUUUCAUACUCUUAUUGUGUGGCCCUGCUAACGUAUGCGAAUCUACGCAGGGGUUAUGUACAGAU
Messenger RNA from Anopheles nili, 1104 nucleotides. It is a transcript of the gene Lst8, whose product is annotated as protein LST8 homolog. The coding region runs from base 1 to 996 and encodes 331 amino acids. Gene Ontology annotation, molecular function: protein binding. The transcript has 3 exons. The record is from RefSeq and is a predicted model, not a curated record. Gene Ontology annotation, cellular component: TORC1 complex; TORC2 complex. Lineage: Eukaryota; Metazoa; Arthropoda; Insecta; Diptera; Culicidae. Gene Ontology annotation, biological process: TOR signaling; regulation of actin cytoskeleton organization.